AUGGCUGAUCACACCGACACCUUUUUAAACAUUACUCAAUUCCAAUGGCUGAUUGGUGUACCAUUAGUGUUGGGUAUAGCAGUAGGCAAUACUAUGAUUAUAAUUGUUCAAUGUCUAAGCAAUCGACGAUUUGGCGGAAUUCCCAAUCCAUUUAUUUUCAAUCUUGCAAUUGCGGAUCUCUUCAAUGGUUUGGCAAUACUCUGUUGGCUGAUCCGACCUCGAGACCUUAGUGACUCUUCAAGUGCUGCUGGUAAAAUUUGGUGCAUAGCUCCCGAAAUUCUCGUGGACGUUGGCUGCACUGCGAGUUUCUACAUCAUCGGGGCAAUUGCUGUUGACCGUUACUUUUUAAUUAUUCAUCCAAUCAAGCACCGAAAAUACGUGACGAAGCGCUUAGUCUCAACUACAAUUGGUGUUAUUUGGUGCGUAACUGCUCUUAUAUCAGCAGGACCUAUUUACUGGAUCAACACUGACAUGCAAAGUAAUUGCAGUAACUAUAAAGUUGAAGUGAGGUAUUACGACAAGUACGUUUUACUACCAAAUUCAUUAAUAAUAUGGCUGAUCCUCUUGAUAGCUUACUGGCGAAUUUGGAGAGCAGCAAAAACAUACACGAUGGAAUUGAGAACGAGAUCCGUAAAAGCUGGCUAUAAGAGUAAUAUCAGCAAUAGAAAGAGCGAUUUGGCGGUAAUCACUAUUCUAGGAUGCCUCACUGUUUGCUGGCUGCCCUAUAUAGUACUGGAAUUAUUAGCAGCAUUUAGUUUAUACAACAACGACAAUGCACUAUAUUUCGUGACUUUAAUAGGACUUUGCAACAGCGGUAUAAACCCAGUUAUUUACGCUUGGAGGAACCCAGCCUUUCGGGAAGCUUAUCGCCGCCUUUUUAGGCGUAAAGCACCAAAUAAUAAUUGCAAUGUUUCAUCUGAAAAUAAUGUGAACAAAAAUAGCGAGUCGAAGCAAGAUGAUAGUCACUAUAUCGAUGCUAUUACCUUAGGGACAAUCUCAGCUGAAGUUGAUUCAAUGGUACCAAUAAAUAGAUCGUAG
This is a messenger RNA of Copidosoma floridanum, 1038 nucleotides long. Its product is annotated as histamine H2 receptor-like. Gene Ontology annotation, molecular function: neurotransmitter receptor activity; G protein-coupled serotonin receptor activity. Gene Ontology annotation, biological process: chemical synaptic transmission; G protein-coupled receptor signaling pathway, coupled to cyclic nucleotide second messenger. The record is from RefSeq and is a predicted model, not a curated record. Gene Ontology annotation, cellular component: dendrite; plasma membrane. NCBI's taxonomy places the organism in Eukaryota, Metazoa, Arthropoda, Insecta, Hymenoptera, Encyrtidae.